Molecule: messenger RNA, 3444 nt
Organism: Ixodes scapularis (black-legged tick)
Lineage: Eukaryota; Metazoa; Arthropoda; Arachnida; Ixodida; Ixodidae
Product: cGMP-inhibited 3',5'-cyclic phosphodiesterase A
Exons: 16
Coding region: 1-3375 (1124 amino acids)
Biological process (GO): signal transduction
Molecular function (GO): 3',5'-cyclic-AMP phosphodiesterase activity
Source: RefSeq, a predicted model, not a curated record
AUGGCGUCGUCUACGGCGCCGUCGUCGGGCGCCGAUCACGGUGGAAGCUACGUUUCCGUGUGGCUGCGUCCGCCCGAGCAACAGGCCGCUUCCAAGAGCGCGGCCGGCCGUGUCCAAGCUCGCUGGGCCCUGCCCGCGACCGUCGGCGUAGUCGGUCUACUGACCCUCCUGCCCGGCCUGGUCUCUUGCCUGCUCUCGGCCUGUUUGCCGCUGUGGGCCAUGCUCUCUGCCCACUACUGGUUCUGCCUAGUGACCCGGCGGACCUUCAAGGCUUCUGACGGCUUCGUGGUCGCGCUGGCCGGCAUCGUCGGCGACCUCUCGGCGGGCGGCUUCGCCGCCGGCCUUCCGAACCCCGUCGGACCCCUGACAUCCACCGUGGUCUGGGCUGUGGUGUGUUUGUGUGCCUGCAGCGUUGCGGCGCCGCGCGCCGUCCACGUCUUGCCAUCGCUGGCGGGUCUGAGGCUCGUGUCCCUGGUCGCGUUCGCCGGGCUCCUCCGGCCCGCUUGGGUCCGCGCGACCGUCGGUCAUCUGUGCGGUGUCGUGGGCCUGCUUGCGGCCAAGUUUACCGAGUCCGAAGUGCGCGGAUCCCAUGUGUCCGCGUUGGUGUCGCCAGACGGGAGACUGCUGGCCGUGCGACGUCGCCGAACCGGGAGUUCGCCCGCGCUCCACGGUCUCGUGAAGGGUCGUCGCACGUCGCUGCCCGUGCUUGGAGGACAGCGCCAGUACUACGGGCCAGGGUAUCAGGGCUCUAGCUCCACGGUGGACGUGGCUCUGCUGGCCGAAGCCCACGGUCUGGUCACCGACAUGCUGCUCGACCCGAGUCUGCCGCCGCACGUGGUGAGCGGCCUGCGGGCGCUGGCGGCGCUGCUAUCGCCGCCGAGCCACGGGCCGCCGCAACCGAGGCCCCGGCCAGGGGGCGCCUCGGUAUCGCUGGCGGACUUCAACUGCGGCUCGGACACCGAGGAGAUCCCCUACACCGGAGAAAGACCGUCGGCACUGCCCAAGCGUCUGCGCCGCAAUCUUCCUCCGAGCCUACUCCGGCGGAUGUCCACGAGCACCUGGACGACGACCACGUCUGCCACGGGCAUGCCCACGCUGGAGCCAGAGCCCAGCCGCAAGAGGAGCACUAGUUUCAGGCACGGGGGCGCUGCCGCAACCGCCGCCGGCGACGCAGCCGGACAGCACCCGCACGGCCUGCUCGCCAAUCAUGCGGCUGCCUCGGGUUCUGGCCGGUCCUGCUCCACGUCGGGCUCUUCCGGGGUGGCGGUGCUGCAGCCGAAGGGGCGGUCCUUCUCGACGACGGCGAUCCCGUCGUCGGCGCUGUGCCGUCGCGGCGUGCGCGAGCGCAAGACCGUCUGCAGCCUUCACCCGCUCACGCUGGGAGCCCAGGCCGCCGACGAUCGGGACGACGAGGACCCGGCCCCGCUGCUGCCCCCGCCGCUGCCCUCGCUCCGGCGCCUGCACACCUCCGACUACGACUCGAGCAACGACUCGCCCAGCGGCUCGGAGACCAACGACCCCGCCGCGGCAACCGCCACGCAGCAGGGUAACCACCGGUCGCCGCAGUCAACAGCGGUGGCGGUUGCGGCGGCGGCGGCGGCAACGGCGGGUCCGGGACCCGCGCGCUGUGGACUCUGUGGGGCCCGGGUGGGCGCGACGCUAGCGGCAAGGCCCCGGGAGAAACGCCACGAGGACCCCAGCGGUGCAAGGGAAGCGACGACGCAGGAGGACGCGGGUUCGGGAAACGAAGGAGACGGCGAUCAGGAGAGUCUGGGUCGCCUGUACGUGGGCGAGACCCUCUUCCUCACGGAGGACAUUGUGAGGGACCCUCUGUUGGGGCGCAUCGCGGAGUGGGACUACCCCAUCUUCGAUCUCAACAGGCUAAGUCCCGAGACGAUACUCAGCAAGAUGUGUUAUCGGGUUUUCAUAGAAGUGGGCCUGUUUGAAGCAUUCAAAAUUCCUGAGCUCGAGUUUCUCCACUACUUCCAUGCACUCGAGAGUGGUUACAGAGAAAAGCCAUAUCACAAUCGAAUGCACGCCGCGGACGUCCUCCACGGAGUUUUCUACCUGACUUCUCAGCCCAUACCGGGAUUCACGCAAGCGGUACCGGACACCACGGACUCUCCGCUACACAAGACUGCCGGGAAUUUUCUCGCAGAGGAGACGUAUGGAAUCAUGGGUGCCAACUUCCCAGCACUAGAGUUGAUGGCGCUCUACACGGCGGCAGCGAUGCACGACUACGACCACCCGGGCAGAACAAACGCAUUUCUGGUCUCGACAUAUGCACCACAGGCUGUGCUGUACAAUGACCGAUCGGUGCUGGAGAACUACCAUGCGGCAUCAGCGUGGACGCUGUUCCUCUCAGAGCCCAGGUUCAACUUCCUGAUGCACUUGGACAAGGCCGAGUUCAAGCGUUUCCGCUUUCUCGUCAUUGAGUGCAUUCUCGCCACCGAUCUCAAGAGGCAUUUCGAGAUUCUUGCCGAGUUCAACGCCAAGGCGAACGACGGAGAUGCCCCAGGGAUCGACUGGACCAACGAGACAGACCGUCUGCUCGUCAUGGAGAUGGCCAUUAAGCUGGCAGACAUCAAUGGGCCCUGCAAGAGGCACGACAUCCACGUCCAGUGGACCUACCGGAUAGCCGAGGAGUUCUACGAGCAGGGUGACGAGGAAGCGACAUUAGGGAUGCAGGUGUCCCCGUUCAUGGACCGGUGCAACCCGCAGCUAGCCAAACUCCAGGAGUCCUUCAUCAACCACCUUGUGGCGCCACUGUGCAACGCCUACGGGGAGGCGGGGCUUCUGCCAGGACACUGGGUCGAGGCCUCGGACAGCGAGGAUGAAGGUGUUCCAGACAAGAUGGAGUCUCAAACAGGCAGAGACACAGAAGACGACACAGAAGGCGAAACAUCUGCAAGCGAUGGUGGGGGUAUGCGCUUCUACAGUUUGAAGGCAAUAGCAUGGUGUGGUCGACCGUGGAAGAGGCCCAGUCAGCAGCUUCAGCCACGGAAGGUGAGCUGCCUCCAGACCAAGCACCUCCAGGACAACUACGAGCACUGGGUGAACAUCCUGAAGGAAGAGAACCGCCUCAAGGAGGCGGCCCAGCAGCAGGGGGCCACGUCGCCCAGGACGGCCGCCGUGGACGACGACGGACCCGACGACGCCGAGGACUCCGACGGCGCCGACGAGGACGACGACGACGACGACGACGAAGACGACGACGACGACAUCGUGGUCGCCGGCGGCGCCGACGACGCCCCGGGGUCCCCGCUGCAGGAGGAGAUGGAGACCAUCCAGGAGGUCGAGGAAGGGGGCGCUGCCGUCGCAGGGGGAGGAGGCACAGGCUCAACCAAGACGUCGCCAUGCUCAGGAAGCUGCUAGCAGUGCUGCGAGGACGCAGGGCGGUGCGAAGACGCUUGCUGCCGUCGACGACGCUGUUGUUUCUGGUGC